Fundulus heteroclitus (mummichog) is the source of this 1172-nucleotide messenger RNA. It is a transcript of the gene gja11, whose product is annotated as connexin 34.5. The coding region runs from base 210 to 1124 and encodes 304 amino acids. Gene Ontology annotation, cellular component: connexin complex. NCBI's taxonomy places the organism in Eukaryota, Metazoa, Chordata, Actinopteri, Cyprinodontiformes, Fundulidae. Gene Ontology annotation, biological process: cell communication. The record is from RefSeq and is a predicted model, not a curated record. The transcript has 3 exons.
UAUGUCUGAUUCUGAUGGAUGGAAACACACCCAGAUCAAAUGAUUUAGCUCCUCGGUUCUCCAGAGUCCUUCUGGUGAUCUGAUCUUUUGAUUCAGGUGUGUUGAAGCAGAGACACGUCUAAACGUUGCAGGCUUUGCAGUCUAAAUGUGCGUUUUAAUGGAUUUUAUUUUUCUCUAUCAUGUAGAAAGCAGGACAACGGCCGGUUGAAAUGGGAGAAUGGGACCUACUGGGGCGACUGCUGGACAAAGUGCAGAGCAACUCCACGGUGAUCGGGAAAGUCUGGCUCACCGUUCUGUUUAUUUUCCGGAUCAUGGUCCUGCAAACCGGAGCUGAGAAGGUUUGGGGCGAUGAACAGUCCGACUUCAUCUGUAACACGCAGCAGCCAGGAUGUGAGAACGUCUGCUACGACCUCGCCUUCCCCAUCUCUCACAUCCGCUUCUGGGUGCUGCAGGUCAUCGCCUUGGCCACCCCGCAGCUGCUGUACCUGGGCCACGUCCUUCAUGUGAUUCACGUGGAGAAGAAGAUCAAGGAACGGCUGCAGAACCAGGCAGCGCUGGACGACAGAACCAGUCUCUUCCUCAGGACCUUCAAGGUGCCUAAGUACACAAAAGGCCGGGGGAAGAUCAGCAUCCGUGGUCGCCUCCUUCGCAGCUACGUCGUGCAUCUCGUAGCCAAGAUUGCCGUGGAGGUUUUGUUCAUCGUGGGCCAGUAUUUCCUCUACGGCUUCACCCUGGAGGCCCGCUACGUGUGCUCCCGCUUCCCCUGCCCCCACAAGGUGGACUGCUUCCUGUCCAGGCCCACGGAGAAGUCCGUCAUCAUCUGGUUCAUGCUGGUGGCGGCCUUCGUCUCGCUCGCCCUGGGCGUCGCCGAGCUGCUCUACCUGUUGGUGAGGGCCGUGAAGGAAUGCACGGCCAGGAGGCAGGACUACACCGUCACCCCCGUGACGCCCCCGAGGUCCGAGAAGAAAGGCUUUGGGAAGCAGGGAGAGGUGAUCCAGAAUUUUGUCAACCUGGACUUGGAGCUGCAGGGCAGAAAGGUGGGGAUGAACGGGGUGGCCAGAGGGGUGGGUGACAGAGCCGCAGACGUCGCCGCUGAGAACAGCAUUGGGGAGAUCCACAUCUGAAAACACCGAGCCGGCCCCAGAGAGAGUGGGUCGGCUCAGGUGUUUGUU